GAGCCCGCGCCGAGGAAGGCUUUAUGUUGACCAUGAGUCUUGUGAUGAUAAGUGAGAAUGUGAAGCUAGCACGUGAAUAUGCAUUGCUUGGGAAUUAUGAUUCUGCAAUGGUUUACUAUCAGGGAGUACUUGACCAAAUGAGCAAAUAUCUCUCUUCUGUCAAAGAUACGUAUCUUCAGCAGAAAUGGCAACAAGUUAGGCAGGAGAUAAGUAUAGAAGCUAAGCAUGUGAAGGAUAUCAUGAAGACACUAGAAAGUUUUAAAUUAGACAGCACUCCUUUAAAAGCGGCACAUCAGGAAUUACCAGCUCAUGAUGGAGAAGUCUGGUCAUUGCCUGUACCUGCUGAACGUAGAUCUUCACCAGGGCCUAGGAAACGUCAGUCAGCUCAGUGCAGUGAUUGCCGAAACCAAAAUUACCGACCCGGAGCAGCUGCUAGAGUCCUUCAUCGGCCUUCUUCCCGAAAUACUAAUGAUAAAGGCAAAGUUGUUCGUGGCCGGGAAAAGAAAGAUCCAUUAAAUAAAGGAAAAGAGGAAAAAAAUAAGUCCUCAACUGAUAUUUCAGAACCUGAGCCAAAGAAAUUUGAUGGCACUGGAUAUGAUAAAGAUUUAGUAGAAGCUCUAGAAAGAGAUAUCAUUUCCCAAAACCCCAAUGUUCGAUGGGAUGAUAUAGCUGAUUUAGUGGAUGCUAAAAAAUUACUCAAGGAGGCAGUAGUUUUACCCAUGUGGAUGCCAGAAUUUUUUAAAGGGAUCAGAAGGCCUUGGAAGGGUGUAUUGAUGGUCGGUCCUCCUGGCACUGGAAAAACACUGCUUGCAAAAGCCGUAGCUACUGAAUGCAAAACUACCUUUUUCAACAUAUCAUCGUCAACACUCACUUCAAAGUACAGAGGAGAAUCUGAAAAGCUUGUUCGCCUAUUAUUUGAAAUGGCUCGGUUCUAUGCACCAACAACAAUAUUUAUUGAUGAAAUUGAUUCCAUUUGUAGCCGUCGAGGAACUUCUGAGGAACAUGAAGCCAGCCGAAGGGUGAAGGCAGAAUUACUUGUUCAGAUGGAUGGAGUGGGAGGAGCUUCUGAAAAUGAUGAUCCUUCCAAAAUGGUGAUGGUACUUGCUGCUACUAAUUUUCCAUGGGAUAUUGAUGAAGCAUUACGACGACGCCUGGAAAAAAGAAUUUAUAUUCCUUUGCCAUCAGCCAAAGGCAGAGAAGAGCUACUCAGAAUAAAUCUACAGGAAUUGGAACUUGCUGAUGAUGUUAAUCUUGUCAUUAUUGCACAGAAUAUGGAAGGUUAUUCUGGAGCUGACAUUACAAAUGUGUGCAGAGAUGCUUCACUGAUGGCUAUGAGAAGGCGUAUUGAAGGCUUGACACCAGAAGAAAUCAGAAAUCUUUCCAGAGAUGAAAUGCACAUGCCAACAACAAUGGAAGAUUUUGAAAUGGCCUUAAAAAAAGUUUCAAAAUCAGUCUCUGCUGUGGACAUUGAGAAAUAUGAGAAAUGGAUUUUUGAAUUUGGAUCAUGUUAAGUCUUACUACCUUGAGAAAUCUGCCUUAAGUAUUCAAAGAGUUCCAAAAGUAAUGAAAAAGUAGUACUCCUGGGUGCUCAGUGCUAUUUUUUAACUUUUUGUAACAGCAUAUAUAAUAAAGUUAGUUUUUUAAAGUACAGCUCAUUUUUUCCCCUCUUAGUCCAAUUGUCUAGACCAGUUCCCAUUAAAGAUUUUCUGCA
This is a messenger RNA of Protobothrops mucrosquamatus (brown spotted pit viper), 1711 nucleotides long. It is a transcript of the gene KATNA1, whose product is annotated as katanin catalytic subunit A1. Gene Ontology annotation, molecular function: microtubule severing ATPase activity; ATP binding; microtubule binding. The record is from RefSeq and is a predicted model, not a curated record. Gene Ontology annotation, biological process: microtubule severing. The transcript is spliced from 11 exons. Gene Ontology annotation, cellular component: microtubule cytoskeleton. Lineage: Eukaryota; Metazoa; Chordata; Lepidosauria; Squamata; Viperidae. The coding region runs from base 24 to 1511 and encodes 495 amino acids.